UACUACCUGUAAGAAAGAAACUUAAGUAGUCAAUGAGCUGUUUUUUACUUUCACAUUCAGCAGACUAUUCUCUGAGAAGGACACUCUCCUCUGAUUUUCUUCACUUUGCUUUUUUGCUGCCAAAGGCUUUACAAGAUGUCUGAUCAUAAUUCUGAGUAUGCAGACUAUGAUGCAAUCAUUUAUAAUUUCACAAGAAUGGACAAUUAUGAAAACAAACCUCAUGUUCAACCUGUUAACAAAACCGACACAAAUCCUCACGGCAUCAAGAUGGCCUACUUUAUUACAUACUGUAUCGUUCUCAUCUUUGGCGUCACCCUCAACUUCUCCGUCAUUGUCUUCGGCUGCUGCAAACACAAGAGCCUCCCCAAAGUUGCUGUUUGGAUCAUGGCAUUGGCAGCAACACAUUUAGCCUCCUGUGUAUCUGUUGUGUUACAGCUCCUGUAUGCUCACAAUAACUUUAAAUGGAAUUAUGGAAACGUUAGCUGCAAGCUGUCAUCUUAUUUCACCUACGGCAGCAUGCUCUCCACUGCAAGCAUGCUGAGUCUCUGGAGCAUCAGUUCUAUUUUUUCAAACAAUACAUGUUUUAAAAAGAGCAAGAACUGUAACGUCAUUCUGAUUUCAUUCGCCUGGACUAUUGCAGCAAUCCUGGCAAGCCCUUCGCUGUUUUCAAGAGAGGUCAGAGAAGAACAGUGCAUCGAUGACUAUGAUUUGGAUGACAACUCAGAAACUUCAGAUGGCCUCCAAAAGCUACAGACUGUAGUUGUCAUGCGAUUUCUCACUGGACUUUUGGGGCCAGCUAUGAUAAUAUUUGUCAGCUGUUGUGUUGCAUCAAAAACAAGGAAAUGUAAAUUAUGCAGGAAGCAGGCAGAGAUCAUCUGUGCUAUAAAGAUCAUCUACUUUGUGUGCUGGGCACCUCAAAUUUUCUUAACUAUGCUUCAGGCCACUGUAAGCAUCAGCCUGGGCUUAGAUAUGCUGAAUUACGGUCUUCCAGUAGUUACUAUGCUUGCCAUGAGCCACUGUUUUAUUAGCCCACUCUUUUAUCUGUUUCUGGGACGCAGCCUUAAAAUGGAGUGGAUGAUACACGACACACAACAUCAUGAGGAUGAUCUGCAUGGUAAAUUGGAAAGAGUUGCCUUGAAUAAUUAGAAGUCAAAUGAGGUUUGAUGUUGCAAGUUUAAAAACAAGGAAAGGUAAUAGUAUAGGAUAUAUAGUAUAUAUACAUAUAU
This is a messenger RNA of Danio aesculapii, 1226 nucleotides long. RefSeq names its product chemerin-like receptor 1. NCBI's taxonomy places the organism in Eukaryota, Metazoa, Chordata, Actinopteri, Cypriniformes, Danionidae. Gene Ontology annotation, cellular component: plasma membrane. The record is from RefSeq and is a predicted model, not a curated record. Gene Ontology annotation, molecular function: G protein-coupled receptor activity; complement receptor activity. The coding region runs from base 136 to 1146 and encodes 336 amino acids. Gene Ontology annotation, biological process: positive regulation of cytosolic calcium ion concentration; inflammatory response; positive regulation of macrophage chemotaxis. The transcript has 2 exons.